This is a messenger RNA of Cynocephalus volans (Philippine flying lemur), 2657 nucleotides long. RefSeq names its product makorin ring finger protein 2 (gene MKRN2). Gene Ontology annotation, biological process: protein polyubiquitination. The coding region runs from base 91 to 1341 and encodes 416 amino acids. The record is from RefSeq and is a predicted model, not a curated record. Gene Ontology annotation, molecular function: ubiquitin protein ligase activity; metal ion binding. The transcript has 8 exons. NCBI's taxonomy places the organism in Eukaryota, Metazoa, Chordata, Mammalia, Dermoptera, Cynocephalidae.
UGAUGCGGCUGCGCUGGGUGGGCCGGGCUGAGGCGGCGGCGGCAGCGGCUAGAGGUGGCGGCGCGACGAUUGCCCCCAAGCCCAACCGCCAUGAGUACCAAGCAGGUCACUUGCAGGUAUUUUAUGCAUGGUGUGUGUCGGGAAGGAAGCCAGUGCCUGUUCUCACAUGAUUUGGCAAACAGCAAGCCAUCUACCAUCUGCAAAUACUAUCAGAAAGGAUACUGCGCCUAUGGAACUCGGUGCAGAUACGAUCACACGAGGCCCUCUGCUGCAGCUGUUGGUGCUGUGGGCACCAUGCUCCACAGUGUGCCCUCCCCGGGGUUCCACAGUCCUCACUCUCCUUCCAACCUUACUGCAUCUGUUGUGAAAACUAACUCAAACGAACCUGGGAAGCGUGAAAAGAGAACAUUGGUACUUAGAGACCGAAAUCUCUCUGGCAUGGCUGAAGAGAAGACUCACCCGAGCAUGGUGAGCAGUCCAGCUGGCUGCAGCAACGCCCAGCCCAUCCUGGAAAUGAAGCCACAUUCCUACCUGGAUGCCAUCAGAAGUGGCCUCGAUGACCUGGAGGCCAGCGGCUCCUGCAGCAGCGAGCAGCAGCUGUGCCCCUACGCAGCUGCCGGGGAGUGCCGGUUUGGGGAUGGCUGUGUCUACCUACAUGGGGAAAUGUGUGAAAUCUGUCGGCUACGGGUCUUGCACCCCUUUGACCCAGAGCAAAGGAAAGCUCAUGAGAAGAUCUGCAUGUCAACAUUUGAACAUGAGAUGGAAAAGGCCUUUGCCUUCCAGGCAAGCCAGGACAAAGUAUGCAGCAUCUGCAUGGAAGUGAUCCUGGAGAAGUCAUCUGCUUCUGAGAGGAGAUUUGGGAUUCUCUCCAACUGUAACCACACGUACUGCUUGUCCUGCAUUCGGCAGUGGAGGUGUGCCAAGCAGUUUGAAAACCCAAUCAUUAAGUCUUGUCCAGAAUGCCGUGUGAUAUCAGAGUUUGUGAUUCCAAGUGUGUACUGGGUAGAAGAUCAGAAUAAAAAGAAUGAGUUGAUUGAAGCUUUCAAACAGGGGAUGGGGAAAAAAGCUUGUAAGUACUUUGAACAGGGCAAGGGGACCUGCCCAUUUGGAAGCAAAUGCCUUUACCGCCAUGCCUACCCUGACGGGCGGCUCGCAGAACCUGAGAAGCCUCGGAAACAGCUCAGUUCUGAAGGCACCGUGAGGUUCUUCAAUUCAGUGCGGCUCUGGGAUUUCAUCGAGAACCGAGAAAGCCGGCAUGUCCCCAACACUGAAGAUGUCGACAUGACAGAGCUUGGGGACCUGUUCAUGCACCUUUCUGGAGUGGAGUCGUCAGAACCCUAAAGCGUAGAUGAUCAUCCCUGCAUCUUGCACUAAGCCGGCUGAAAUGUUCCCAAGCCAGGGUGUGCAGAGCUUCCCUGUGCUGCAGCCCAAGGUGCAGUAUAAGGCUUGGAUCUGAGUGGGUUGUAGUUACCCUUGGUCUCGUCCACUCUUCAUUACAGCCAUGGAAGAGGGAAGGAUAUAAAAUAACGUAACAAGUAUAUGGAAUUGCUAUUUUUAUAGUUGACAUCGUAGUUGCACUAGGGGAGCCAGCUAGCUACUUGGACUGUUUUGAUUCGUUGCUUUUAAAACAAAGUUGGCUCCUGUCCUUCUUGAUCUUUUUCUCUCCAGAAACAGUAAACCUGCAGCUGCCUCUAAAGCAGCAGAUUCAUUUUUCUUUCUGAAGGUUUCUUCAACCCCUAUAAAAGGAUUCCUUUAUAGUGGAUUUGCCUAGCAUAUUUAAAUAGUGUGUGGUCAAAAUCUUGAUUUAUAGAGCUUUCAGAACACACAGUGUAAGUGAGCAUUACUCAGCUGUAGCACAGUUUUUAUUAAAGUGUCCUAAAUCAGAGCAGUAGUCCAGUUGCCAUAUGUGCAAAGUGAAACCGUAAACCUUCUUCCCUCUUAAGGGGGCUCCUGUCCAUCAAGGCAGUUGUAUUGAGGACUCAAAAACACAGGUGUGCUUAUGCAAUGCAUGCUUCCUACUCAAGCCAUCCAUUCUUUUUUUGGUGGCUGGCCUGUAUUGGGAUCAAAACCCUUGACCUUGGUGGUGUAACACGGCGCUUUAACCAACUGAGCUAACAAGUCAUCUAUUCUUACCUGUAAAGCCUGGCUCUGACCCAGCAGUGGUCCUGAAAGGAAAUGAGGGCAAGUCCUACGUCAUCAGCUCGGUUUUAAUAGAAGGGCAAGCAUAACCUUGUGAGUCAGAACAGACUUGUUCCAAGCCUGAAUUAUCUAUUAUUUUUGUAAAAAGCUAUAGAGAGCAUAUUUUAUAAGAUACAUUGCUUAAAGUAUGGGUAGAGGAUCUCUUACCUGAGUUUACAGUGCUUUUUGCUUAAUCUUUAUAGUGGGCUCUUUGGUAAAGGUUUAGUUAUAAAGAGCAUAGACAAAGGCUAAAUUAAGUUCAUUCCCAGCCUAGGCUCUGGGCUUAUGUCCCAUUUGAAUUCUGUUCCAAAUGGGCAUGAACAAAUAGACAGUUCAAGCUGUAACUCAGUAUUACUUUAACAGCCAUUAAACCUAAACUUAAUUUAUUUUAUUAAAAUAACAUAAAUGAGGAACCAUCAGAUAACUGUAUUUUGUCAGGCGCAAUAAAGACAAAAUUAAAACCCCAAUCAUCAAGAAAA